Messenger RNA from Orycteropus afer afer, 910 nucleotides. RefSeq names its product heme oxygenase 1 (gene HMOX1). Gene Ontology annotation, biological process: heme catabolic process; response to oxidative stress; heme oxidation. Gene Ontology annotation, molecular function: heme oxygenase (decyclizing) activity; heme binding. The record is from RefSeq and is a predicted model, not a curated record. NCBI's taxonomy places the organism in Eukaryota, Metazoa, Chordata, Mammalia, Tubulidentata, Orycteropodidae.
CGCCGCCGAGCCAGUACCGAGCGAGCCGUGCGCCACCGGCCUGAUGGAGCGCCCGCAGCCAGACAGCAUGCCCCAGGAUUUGUCAGAGGCCCUGAAGGAGGCCACCAAGGAGGUGCACACCCAGGCAGAGAAUGCCGAGUUCAUGAGGAACUUUCAGAAGGGCCAGGUGACCCGAGAGGGCUUUAAGCUGGUGAUGGCCUCCUUGUACCACAUCUAUGUGGCCCUGGAGGAGGAGAUUGAACGCAACAAGGAGAACCCCGUCUACAUGCCCCUCUACUUCCCGGAAGAGCUGCACCGCAGAGCCAUGCUGGAGCAGGACAUGGCCUUCUGGUACGGGGCCCACUGGCAGGAGACCAUCCCCUACACUGCAGCCACUCGGAGCUAUGUGAGGCGGCUCCACGAGGUGGGACGCGUGGAGCCUGAGCUGUUGGUGGCCCAUGCCUACACCCGCUACCUAGGUGACCUGUCUGGGGGCCAGGUCCUCAAAAAGAUCGCACAAAAGGCCCUGGACCUGCCCAGCUCCGGCGAAGGCCUGGCCUUCUUCACUUUCCCCAACAUCGCCAGCGCCACCAAGUUCAAGCAACUCUACCGCUCCCGCAUGAACUCGCUGGAGAUGAGCCCCGAGGUGCGGCAGAGGGUCAUCAAAGAGGCCAAGUCUGCCUUCCUGCUCAACAUUCAGCUGUUUGAGGAGCUGCAGGGGUUGCUGACCCAGGACACCACAGACCAGAGCCCCUCUGCCACACCAGGGCUUCACAGGAGGGAAAGUCGCAGGGUGCAAGAGCCCACUGCCCCCGAGACACCCAGAGGGAAGCCCAAGCUGAACAUCCUCUCCCAGGCUCCACUCAUCCGAUGGGUCCUCACACUUAGCUUUCUAGUGGCAACGGUGGCCGUGGGGCUGUAUGCCAUGUGA